Molecule: messenger RNA, 891 nt
Organism: Mesorhabditis belari
Lineage: Eukaryota; Metazoa; Nematoda; Chromadorea; Rhabditida; Rhabditidae
Source: the annotation of a GenBank genome assembly
AUGGAUUCUUUCCCCAACGAAAUAUUGCUAAAAAUUGUCGAAACUUUACAUCGCAAAGAUGUCUAUCGGAGAUUUAUUCUUCUCAACAAGCGAUUUCUUUCUAUAGUUCAAGCAAAUGCAUCGAAAUUGAAAUGGCCUUUAUUAGAGUUUUGUUAUGUUGGACAGUCAAAUCGACAUGGAAAUGUAUUUAUUCGAAUUGAUGACGAUCAACCUUCACUUAAAAUUACAGAUGAACGGGUUUUUAAGCGAUUGCAGCACUCGAGAAUUAAAUUUCUGAUAAUCGAUAUCGAUUCAAAUCACGAGUCCACACUUGAGUUGAUUGAUCUUUUUUCAAGAUCAAAGCCAACUGUUCGUGAAGUCGUCCUUUCGGUUUCUCCCAUGCAUUUUAGCAUGUUUGACAACCUUCUUCGGUUACUCGACUAUUCCCGUAUCUCUUACUUCAACAACUUCAAAUGGAUUUCAUUCCCGAAAACCCUUCAUAUCGAUCGUGAUUCCUUGGUUACUUGUACUCUAGAAGCAUCAAGCUUCCCAGCAAAGUUUUUCAAUGCCGAUCACAUUCUAAAUAUUAUUGAGAUGGUGAAAGCUGGCCAGAUUCUAACAAAUCACGAGUACGGAAUCCCACUCUGUUUCCGUCUUUCAAUCUAUUGGGGAAUUGUACUCAAAGAAACACUUGAAGAAACUUCUGGCUGGAGUCAAAUCAAUUUUUGUCAAACACGACGAAAGAUCAAUUUCAAUAUGAAGAAAGAAUUCGAUGGAUCAAGUGUAAGAAUUGAGCUGAGACCUCACGCAAAUUGCUACUAUUGUGUAAUUUUCGUCAUCAGCAGUCGAAAACGUGUUUUAUCCUAUUUGUUGCUAAAUGAUGUCAUUCGAAAAGCAGAGGUUUGGGUGGCU